AACACGUGGUCAUAAAUAUAACCUUAUUUCAAGAGCAUUUGCUGUCAAUUUUAUUGAAGAAAUGAGCUCAAUGGAACUGAAAAAUAAAAUUUUUAAACAAACGUGGAAAGACUUAGAGGCAAAUCUAAGUAAUCCUAUCGUAGAAACAUUAAAAGAACUUAACUUCAAUUUCCUUACACCUAUUCAAGCAGCAUGUAUACCUAUUUUAUUAUCUGGAAAAGAUGUUGCAGCAGAAGCUGUUACUGGAAGUGGAAAAACCUUAGCGUUUCUCAUUCCUUUACUUGAACUGCUUCAGAAAAGAGAUGAAAAAUGGAAAAAAAUAGAAAUCGGUGGGAUUAUAAUCUCUCCUACGAGAGAAUUAGCGACACAAAUUAGUGAAGUAUUAGAAAUAUUUUUAAAAAGAAUACCAAAUUUAAAACAAGUUUUAGUCGUUGGUGGAACCACAGUGAAAGAAGAUAUUUUGAAACUCAAAAAUGGAGUAAAUAUUAUUAUUGCCACUCCUGGGAGAUUAAAAGAUCUUCUUUCAAAUUGUAAAGACAUUAAUUUAGCUGCUGCUGUAAAAUCUUUGGAACUGCUUGUACUGGACGAAGCCGAUAGAUUAUUAGACCUCGGAUUUUCUGCAACUUUAGACUCGAUUUUGAGCUAUUUACCACGAUUAAGAAGAACAGGAUUAUUUUCUGCUACACAAACUAAAGAAUUAGAGCAUCUAAUCAGAGCAGGAUUAAGAAACCCAACAAUAGUAUCUGUGAGAGAGAAAUCUAGUAUCUCAACACCUGUAGCGUUAAACAAUUAUUUUACGAUCGUUGAUCCUGCUCAUAAAUUCAGUAUUUUAAUCGACUUUAUAAAGUCUAAAGGAUUAGAUAAGAAAUACAUGAUUUUCUUUUCUACGUGCGCUUGUGUAGAUUAUUUCAAUUCCGUAAUAACAACAAUUUUCUCUAAAGAAAAUGUAUUUGCACUUCAUGGAAAAAUGAAAAACAAAAGAAAUAAAAUUUUUGAAGAUUUUAGAAAAAUUAAUAGUGGAAUAUUGGUAUGUACAGAUGUAAUGGCACGAGGAAUUGACAUUCCUGAAGUAGAUUGGGUAUUACAAUAUGAUCCACCGUCCUCUGCGAGUAGUUUUGUUCAUCGAUGUGGUAGAACAGCUCGUAGUGGCCAUGAAGGCAAUGCAUUACUUUUUCUUUUACCUACUGAAGAUACUUACAUUGAAUUUAUCAAACGAAAUCAAAAGGUUGAACUUAAAGAAAUUGAAUUAAACAUUUCAGUUAAAAUUUAUGAAAAAUAUUUAAAUAUUAUGAGAAAUCUACAAAUUGAAGACAGAUUUUUAUUUGAUAAAGCAAAUCGAGCUUUUGUGUCAUAUAUUCAAUCUUAUAGCAAACAUGAAUGCAAUUUAAUUCUGCGAUUAAAAGAUAUGGAUCUUGGGAAAGUUGCUCUGGGUUUUGGUCUGUUAAAAAUGGUUCGAAUGCCAGAGUUGAAAGGCCGUGACAUUUCGGAGUUUAAAGAAGCUGUAGUCGAUAUUAAUUCAAUUGCGUAUAAAGACAAAAUGAAAGAGGAAAAGAGAUUGGAGAACCUUAAUGCUUAUAGGCAGACAGGAGUUUGGCCAGGGAAAGGUAAACGACGGGUAAAGUCGACGGAACCUUGGUCUGAAAAUAAAAAGAAAACACUUGAAAGAAAAGAGAAACGCUUGACAAGGAGAGAAAAAAGAAAUAAGAAACGUGUGGAAGCGGGUGGAUCGGAGAAAACGAUAAAGAAAAAAAAAAGAAAAGCUCCUUCUCAAGAGGAUAUGGACGAAUUAGCGAGGGAUAUUGCGUUGAUUAAAAAAUUAAAGAAGAAAAAGAUAUCCGAAAAAGAAUUUGAUGAAAUCUUUGCAGUAAUAUAGCAAGUAACACAAAGAUGUGUAAAAAAUUCUUAAUAAUAAAUAUAAGAUCGUCCUUAAAGAUCUUGAAAUCUUUAUACAAAC
Messenger RNA from Chelonus insularis, 1954 nucleotides. RefSeq names its product probable ATP-dependent RNA helicase DDX55 homolog. NCBI's taxonomy places the organism in Eukaryota, Metazoa, Arthropoda, Insecta, Hymenoptera, Braconidae. The coding region runs from base 62 to 1873 and encodes 603 amino acids. The record is from RefSeq and is a predicted model, not a curated record. Gene Ontology annotation, molecular function: RNA helicase activity; ATP binding; nucleic acid binding. Gene Ontology annotation, cellular component: nucleolus. The transcript is spliced from 6 exons.